This is a messenger RNA of Cutaneotrichosporon oleaginosum, 1809 nucleotides long. RefSeq lists its product as uncharacterized. Gene Ontology annotation, cellular component: spliceosomal complex. NCBI's taxonomy places the organism in Eukaryota, Fungi, Basidiomycota, Tremellomycetes, Trichosporonales, Trichosporonaceae. The record is from RefSeq and is a predicted model, not a curated record. Gene Ontology annotation, biological process: mRNA splicing, via spliceosome.
CAUCACAACACCGAGCAGCCUCACCAUCCUCCUCACCGCGUCCCACAACAUCCUCGACAUCUGUAUCACCCCCGCACCACUCUCGGCACCAUGGCCGCCCUCGCGUCCGCUCUUCCCCGCCCCCUUUACUCCAGCGUCCAGGAGGAGGAGGCGCCGGUCCUGAAGAAGCUGCCGACUGUCCACAUCCCGCCAUACCUCAAGCGCAAGGGCUGGAAGCCGACGAGCGAGGCGGACUAUGGCGGCGGCGGCGCGUACCCCGAGUGCCAUGUAGCGCAGUACCCGCUGGACAUGGGGCGGAAGAAGAGCGCGCCCGGCUCGACGGUGGCGCUGCAAGUCGAUGCGGACGGGACGGUGCGGUACGACGCGAUUGCGAACCACGGGCGCGGCGCGGGGCAGCGCGUCCAGUCGAGUUUUAAGGAUCUUGUGCCGCUCGCGAACCGCGCGGACGUGAGUGAAGAGGAGCGCGCAAUGCUCCGCCCCGACGAAGAGGCGGUGAACGAGACGACAGAGCGCACGCGGCUGGCACUGGAGAAGAUUACGCACGGCAAAAUCAAGGCCGCGCAGCCCAAGCAUGUGCCCAAGGCCAAUGGCGACGCGACGUACAUCCGCUACACGCCUGCCAACCAAGGCGCCGACAAGAGCAAGCAGCGGAUCAUCAAGAUGACGGAGGUGCAAGAAGACCCGCUGGAACCCGCGCGGUUCAAGCACAAGAAGAUCCCGCGGGGGCCUGGCUCGCCGCCGCCGCCGGUGAUGCACUCGCCACCACGCGCAAUCACAAAACAGGACCAGAAGGACUGGGACAUCCCGCCAUGCAUCUCGAACUGGAAGAACAACAAGGGCUUCACGGUGCCGCUGGACAAGCGGCUCGCGGCGGACGGGCGCGGGCUGCAGGACAUUGGGAUCAGCGACAACUUUGCGCGCUUCACCGAGUCGCUGUCUGUUGCGGAACACCACGCGCGCGACGAAGUGCGCGCGCGCGCGCAGCUGCAGCAGAAGCUAGCGCAGAACGAGAAGACGCAGAAGGAGGAGAAUCUGCGCCUGCUGGCGCAGAAGGCGCGCGAAGAGCGCAGCGGCGCGCCGCGCGCCGCCGCCCCGGCCCUCGGCGUCGGGUUGGGCGGAUACGCGAGCUCCGAGGGCUCGGCGUCGGGGUCGGGGUCGGAUGACGAGUCCGAGUCCGAGGACGAAGCGGCGAUUAGGGAACGCGAAGCGGUGCGGGAGGAGAAGCGGCGGGAGCGGGAGAAGGAGCUGCGGCUGAACAACAUGGGCAACGAGCAGCGUGCGAAAAUCCUCGCGCGCGAAGCGAACCGCGAUAUCUCGGAGAAGAUUGCGCUGGGCCUCGCAAAGCCGUCUGCGUCGAAAGAGACGCUGCUCGACUCGCGCUUGUUCAACCGCGAGUCGCUCAACACGAGCUUUGGCGCGGACGACGCGAACAACCUGUACGACAAGCCGCUGUUCGCGGGCUCGUCGGCGGCCGCGGCGAUCUACCGGCCGCGCGGGAAUGCGGGGAACGACGAGAGCUUUGGCGGGGGCACGGAGGAGGGCAUCCGCGCCGAGCUGGAGCGCGACCGCUUCGCGCUCGGCAAGGCCAAGUUUGAGGGCGCGGAGGCGGCCGAGGCGCGCGCCGGCCCCGUGCAGUUCGAGAAGGACGUCACGGUGUCGUUGGAUGGCAGCGCGGACCCGUUCGGCGUGGAGAGCUUUUUGGAUGCCGCCAAGCGCGGCGGCAAGCGCGCGGCGGACGCGGGCGAUGCGGGCGACGCGGGCGCGGCCGACAGCAAGCGCCGCCGCGGCGAGUUGUAGGCUAGAUGUAUG